UGGAGGAGUACACGGCAGCGGUGUUUAUAUGUACAGACUGUGGAGCUUAAAGUGAGGAUGUGCUGUGCUGGUUGUGAGAGGGUGGUUAAACGUGCUCUCCGUAAGCUUAGAGGCGUGGACUCGGUGGAGGUGGAGGUUGAGAUGGAGAAGGUGACGGUGACCAGAUACGUGGACCGGAAUAAGGUGUUGAAGGAGGUUCGGCGGAGCGGGAAGAAGGCGGAGUUCUGGCCCAACCCCGACUGGCCCCUCCACUUCACGAUCGCGGAGGAGUACUUCCGCGAUGAGGAGGCUUUUCGGGACAGCUAUAACUAUCGCCGGCACGGGUACAACGGAGACAGGCAUGGCCGUCUCCUGGCGCCGCUGCUCGGCGACGAGCGCGCCAGCAACUUGUUCAACGACGACGACGUCAAUGCAUGCAGCGUCAUGUAG
Messenger RNA from Zingiber officinale, 429 nucleotides. RefSeq names its product heavy metal-associated isoprenylated plant protein 30-like. The coding region runs from base 58 to 429 and encodes 123 amino acids. The transcript is spliced from 3 exons. The record is from RefSeq and is a predicted model, not a curated record. NCBI's taxonomy places the organism in Eukaryota, Viridiplantae, Streptophyta, Magnoliopsida, Zingiberales, Zingiberaceae. Gene Ontology annotation, molecular function: metal ion binding.